This is a messenger RNA of Torulaspora globosa, 1578 nucleotides long. It is a transcript of the gene SLX4, whose product is annotated as Slx4p. The coding region runs from base 1 to 1578 and encodes 525 amino acids. NCBI's taxonomy places the organism in Eukaryota, Fungi, Ascomycota, Saccharomycetes, Saccharomycetales, Saccharomycetaceae. The transcript has a single exon. Gene Ontology annotation, cellular component: Slx1-Slx4 complex; nucleus. Gene Ontology annotation, biological process: DNA repair; DNA replication. The record is from RefSeq and is a predicted model, not a curated record.
AUGGAUCUACGCAGGGCUAAGAGGAAUCUGCAGUUGGCUUUAGAUGGUGAAGAGGAGGCGGACCCGCGCGGUGGCGGUGAUUUUGGCGAGAGUAGCUUAGCUGAUCGAGAUUUAGUUGAAACGCAAGUACCUGAAGCGUUGGGAUUUUCAUCUUUUGAAAGUGCUGAAGGUGUUUUUGUGAGCACUCAGGUGCAAGGUAGACUUGAUGAUGCUCUCCAUGAAGAGGCUUUACGGAACGGACUGAAAAGAUUCAAGUACGAGACUGGGGAGGAAGCUAGGAGUAGCACAAAGGCUCCCGUGCAGAAAAAAGGCAGAUCGUUGAAAAGAUCGCAGAAGAAGAGCCUAGGUGACUUUGGCCAAUCAAAAACUGGACAGUUGCUGAAGCAACUGUCGGGAAAGCAAAGCAAGGUGCGAGACACGGUCGAGUCGCAGCGAAAAAAAGGGAAGCUGAGAGCCAGAUCAGCCUCACAAUACGAUACGUACACCGCGGAGGAGUGGCAUCAUAUACACAGGAAGUUACUUGACCAUUUUCCUCAGAAAGAGCCUGACGAUAUCAGAGAAGCAUUUUGUUACUUGUAUGGGCCAGUCCACUCAUAUAGCGAAAGCGACUUAUGGGGAGCUUCUCAAAUGCUGCCAAGUGCGGAGGGAGUGGUGUCAGAGACGAAAGUCAAAUCCGUGGUAGGGGAAUGCCAUGAAGUUAAAGUGCUCACACUCUCGCAGGUUUUGAGUGAUAAUGGGAACGUUGAGUCAGAGGAUGCCGAAGUUGACGAUAGUUCAACUGUUCCUGAUAGCACAGAUGAGAUCUCGAUCCGUAUACCAAUCAGCGAGGCAGAGCGCGCUAGCACACAGUUUUAUACCCCACGCACGUCGCCAGCGCAAGAGAUAAUAGAUCCUACACAGGAGUCUUUUAAGGUCGUUAAAAGCCUGAUUUCUCCUUUGAAAGACGAAGAAACCCCUUUGGUGCAAGUGCCGGCCACUAGAACUUCCACAAUUCUAACUCAUGUCAAGCAGUCCUCAAAAUCCAUCGAUUUAAAGACCUGCCUCAGGAUGUUAAUUGCUAAGGAUCAAGUCACAUCGCUGAAGGAAAAGCUAUCUCGAGAUUUCGAUAUCAUUCAGGAAGAACAGUCCAUAAUGUCAGAUACAGAAUCAGAGGAUCCUGAAACGUUUGCGGUGUACUUGCAGCGCAGAAUCCAACCACAGCCAAGUAACAAUUCUACGCUUUCUAUUUCUCGUUUUGCCACUCAGUCGGCACAGAAGCUGCGACAGAGCAUGAAAGCGAUCGGUCUCAAGCCCUGUCGAUCCAAGUCGCAAAUGAUUGCUUCAUUGGAGGCCGCCUCGCAGGUACUAGAUAGUUCUUGCACGGAACUUCAACAAAGGCAUCUAAUCUACGAUAAUCUUACUAAACUGGUCUACUCCUGUCCAUCCCUUCUCGAGAGGGUUUACACUUACCAGCCGAUCCCUCUGAACUAUCUGCUGGCAAGACUGACCGAGGCAAAUCCUUUCAUGGAUCAUGUAGACGAACCAACGAUUCGAACGUGGGCAGAUAAUCAGGGCAUUUGUUUAACUAGUAGCAGCUAG